AUGAACGUGCAGCAAUUUAUUUCUUAUGGAUCUGUGGUUAUAUUCGUUUCGGGGGCGGUGAUAAAUAUCAUUUUCAUCUAUGUGAUUAGAAACGGAACACGAAACUCUGUCGGUCAAGUCUACAAAAAUAUCAUGACAUGUUUUGCAAUUUGCAACAUCGUGUUCGCUACGAUGGAAAUCAUUGCCAAACCUGCUAUCCACAUAUAUGGCACCUCUAUAGCUGUACUCAGCAAUGGCAUCUUUUACGGAGUGAAACCGUGGGGAUUUUUAUCACUCUGCGCGUUCAUAGGAAUGUAUGGUGUUACCACUGCUCUUCUAACCCUUCAUUUCGUCUACAGAUACAUUGUCGUUUGCAGUGAACACUACUACAAAUAUGCCAAUGCGUCGAUUUAUACAAAGUACGGGGUAGAUGCCAACGAAUUGUCCUUUUUCUGCGUCUUCACCCACGAAGUACAAGGAAACGUCACAACAAUACACUGGUCAUCUACGAUAGGCCUGGGCAUGAUCUUUAUAAUGAUGAUAAGCACAUUUGCCCUCAUGAUAGUCUGCGGCUUCCGAAUGUAUCUAACACUGAAGAAAUCUUCUUUGAGCCAAAAGUCAAUGAAGAUGCAGACUCAGCUGUUGAAAGCGUUGGUUGUACAGGUACACAUACUCAAAAAACAUUUGCUCAAAAUA
Ostertagia ostertagi is the source of this 675-nucleotide messenger RNA. NCBI's taxonomy places the organism in Eukaryota, Metazoa, Nematoda, Chromadorea, Rhabditida, Trichostrongylidae. The record is from the annotation of a GenBank genome assembly.